Messenger RNA from Spea bombifrons (plains spadefoot toad), 2768 nucleotides. RefSeq names its product matrilin 2 (gene MATN2). NCBI's taxonomy places the organism in Eukaryota, Metazoa, Chordata, Amphibia, Anura, Pelobatidae. The transcript is spliced from 17 exons. Gene Ontology annotation, molecular function: calcium ion binding. The record is from RefSeq and is a predicted model, not a curated record. The coding region runs from base 79 to 2589 and encodes 836 amino acids.
CUGGGUUAUGCGUGCUGUGGAUCUGUGGCUCCUUGGAACUCCUCGCAGUCGGCGUGAUUUAGUCCUUCACCCGCAGCCAUGAAUUUUAGAAUUUUUUCGGUCUUCCUCUCCUUUCUACUGCUUGUGGCUAUAGAGGCAAGAGAAAAACGUCAGUCUGCUGAGAGGAAUGAGAUUGAAGCACAGGCUGUCCUGUUAAAGGCUGCUUGUCAUAAUAAGCCACUCGACCUCGUCUUCAUAAUCGAUAGCUCACGCAGCGUACGACCGCACGACUUUCAAAAAGUAAAAGAAUUCCUUAUCACCAUUUUGAAGUUCCUUGACAUCAGCCCAGAAGCCACCAGGGUUGGCCUUCUUCAGUACGGCAGCACGGUGAAAAAUGAAUUCUCCUUAAAGACUUUCAAAAGGAAAUCUGACAUUGAGAGGGCAGUCAAAAGAAUGAUGCACCUCGCCACGGGCACAAUGACUGGAUUGGCUCUUCAGUAUGCAAUGAACAUUGCCUUUUCGGAAGCGGAAGGUGCCCGUCCUUCUGACCAGUAUGUCCCAAGAAUCGCCAUGAUUGUGACUGAUGGAAGGCCACAGGAUCCAGUUGCUGAAAUUGCAGCCAAAGCCAGGAACUCUGGAAUAUUAAUUUUUGCCAUCGGGGUGGGUCGGGUGGAUAUGACCACCUUGAUCUCUAUCGGAAGUGAACCUCACGAUGAACAUGUCUUCUUGGUGGCAAAUUUUAGCCAGAUUGAGACGUUGACUUCAGUGUUUCAGAACAAACUAUGCGCUCCCCAUCUCUGUGCCACCACCAGUCACGGCUGCGAUCACUUCUGCAUCAAUACUCCCGGCUCCUAUUUAUGUCGCUGUAAACAAGGAUACAUCCUGAACCCAGAUGAAAAGACCUGCAAAACUCAGGACCUUUGCGCCACGGAAAAACACGGAUGCGAACAAAUUUGUGUCAAUACCCCGGGAUCAUUUUUGUGCCAAUGUUACGAAGCAUAUGAACUAAACCGUGACGGGAAGACCUGUAAAAUUGUUGAUUAUUGCGCUUUGGGCACUCACGGUUGUCAGCAUGAUUGCCUUAGUGUUAACGACUCUUACAUCUGUCAGUGCCGCCCUGGAUUUAUCCUCGGUCCAGAUCAGAAAACCUGUCGAAGGCCUGAUUAUUGCGCACUGUCCAGGCAUGGCUGCCAACAUGAGUGCGUUAAUACAGAUGAUUCUUACUACUGCAAAUGUCGCAAUGGAUUUUCUCUCAAUGCGGACAAAAAAACAUGCAAAAAGAUUGACCACUGUGCAUCGGGCAGUCAUGGAUGUGAACACGAAUGCAUGAACACCGACAGCUCGUUUGUGUGCAAGUGUCGUGAGGGCUACGUUCUGAACCGCAACAGGAAAACCUGCAGAAAGGUUGACCAUUGUGCUGAAAACAAUCAUGGAUGUGAUCACAUUUGUGUUAAUACUGAUGAUUCAUACGUCUGCCAAUGCUAUGAAGGCUUUUUAAUAAAUGAGGACCUGAAGACGUGCAGUGCUGUGGAUCAUUGCGUCCUGAAUGAACAUGGCUGUGAGCACUUAUGUGUGAAUGCUGAGGGUUCAUUCACUUGCCAGUGUUUUGAAGGAUAUGUUCUGCGUGAUGAUAAGAAGACAUGUCGAAGUAAAGAUCUCUGUAAAUCAGUCGACCACGGCUGUGAGCAUACCUGUGUGAAUAACGAGGAGUCCUAUAUCUGCAAAUGCUUUGAAGGAUACCAUUUAGGAGAAGACGGCAAAAGCUGUAAAAGAUGCGGUGAAGGCCCAGUGGACUUGGUAUUUAUUAUUGAUGGAUCAAAGAGCCUUGGAGAAGAUAAUUUUGAACUUGUGAAGCAGUUUGUGAUUGGGAUUCUAGAUUCACUGGAAAUUUCUCAGAAAGCCGCCCGAGUUGGAUUGAUACAGUAUUCCACACAUGUGCGCACAGAAUUUACGAUGGCACAGUACAGCACAGCUAAAGACAUGAAGAAAGCCGUUUCUCAGAUAAAGUACAUGGGCAGGGGGUCCAUGACCGGACUCGCCUUAAAGCUUAUGUAUGAAAAAAGCUUUUCCGAAGCUCAGGGCUCAAGACCACGUUCCAUGGGUGUGCCACGAGUGGCAAUUGUGUUUACUGAUGGCCGAGCGCAAGAUGAGGUUUCGGACUGGGCAAGCAGAGCAAGAGACGGGGGCGUCACUAUUUAUGCUGUUGGAGUUGGAAAAGCGAUUGAUGAAGAGCUGCAAGAAAUCGCUUCUGCUCCACAAGAAAAGCAUGUUAUACACGCCGAUGACUUCAGCUCCAUGGGAUACAUCACUGAAAAAUUAAAAAGCAGCAUCUGUGAAGGAUGGAACAACUGGAAAAGGACCACUGAUAUGUCCAACCUUGACACGUCCUCUGAAUUCAAGGCGGAACGUGAAAUCACUGUCUCUUGCUCGAUGUCCGCAAUAAAGUUCACAACCCAAGCAGAAGACAAAUCUGCAGAAGAGCAAUGCAAGUGUAAAAAUAUAAUGGAGUUCCAGAGCAGCGCAAGUGAGGAAGUCAAGAGGCUAACACAUCAAUUGGAAGAGAUAACAAGACGAAUGGAACUUCUUGAGAACCGUGUCGGACAAAGAUAAAGGCAACAAAAUGUACAUUUAAAAAAAGUCUCAAGAUGACGUCAGCUUUAUAGGAUAGUUGUUUGGAUAAGACCAUGGAUUUUCUAUUUAUUUUAUUUGGGAAGCAUAUGUUUCAGUUUGAAACAGAGAAAAAAAUAUAUAUUUUGUGUCUGUAAAAUGUUUUGUUAUAAAAAGUGUAA